This is a messenger RNA of Symbiodinium pilosum, 658 nucleotides long. NCBI's taxonomy places the organism in Eukaryota, Dinophyceae, Suessiales, Symbiodiniaceae. The record is from the annotation of a GenBank genome assembly.
GAUUGUGCUAGCCUUCGGCUCCUUCCAGAAGGGGGAUUGCGCGCGAGAUGUCAAAGUGGUGCACUCAGAAUUCCCCAAGAUCCUGGGCCUCACAGGCUACGAUGUGAACGACCCGGUGGAAGGUAACGCUCUCGACUUCAACUCCCUCAAAGAUGCGAAAGUUUUGGUCGUCUGCACCUCCAGCAAGCUGGGCUUCCCGCCUCCCAACCUCAUGCAGUUCGCCCACCACCUGCUGACACUUGCGACCACCAGCCCAGGGAGCCUCUCGCACUUGAGGCACGUGGUUUGCGGCAACGGCCAGGAGAUGUAUGAAGAGACCUACAUGAACAUGCCCCGCUACAUGGACAUGCUGCUGGAGAAGUGCGGCUCACGCAGAUUCUAUGAGCGCGGGGAGUUCGGCGAGCCCCAUGCUCCCACCGGUGCCGACGCCUGCGAUCCGAAGGAAUGGUCCAAAGGAAUGUGGAUGGCACUGACGGACACCAUUGUAGCAGAUGGUGAUGGCACUCAGUGGGAAGCCACGGCCUGGGAUGGUUUGUGGGCCAAGAAGCCAUCCCCGGUCCACAACAAAGUCACGGAGUGGGGCCGGGACGUCCUGGAGAAGCAGAUGGAGAAAGCGAAGAUCCCGGUGCCACCAAGCUCCGUUUUUGCAAAGCUCUAA